Molecule: messenger RNA, 1920 nt
Organism: Paramisgurnus dabryanus
Lineage: Eukaryota; Metazoa; Chordata; Actinopteri; Cypriniformes; Cobitidae
Cellular component (GO): bicellular tight junction; membrane
Molecular function (GO): structural molecule activity
Source: RefSeq, a predicted model, not a curated record
AAUACCAAUAGCUAAGUCACAACAAGGAAGAAUGAUCACUUUGUGAACAGUCGCUGUUUCAACUGCAUGUGUAGUCUGUUUUAACUGCAGAUGAAAAUGUGCAAGAAUUGCAUUUCGUGAAAGAUGAAGACAAGACAAAUCCUGGCUCUAUUUCUGGCUGUGGUGGGCCUUUGUGGUACUAUUCUGAUCUGUGCCCUGCCCAUGUGGAAAGUGUCUGCAUUCGUGGGGGCCAAUAUUGUGACUGCACAGGUUUUCUGGGAAGGUUUGUGGAUGAACUGUGUCCUGCAGAGUACCGGUCAAAUGCAGUGCAAAGCAUAUGACUCCGUUCUGGCUCUUUCUCAAGAUCUCCAAGGGGCUCGUGCUUUGAUCUGCGCUUCUAUUGGUGUAUGCGUGCUUGCGAUUGGAUUGACGGUUGUUGGAGCAGAUUGCACCAACUUUUACAGCUAUGAGCCGUUUACGAAAGCCAAAAUUGGAAUAACAGCUGGGUCGGUCUAUAUAGUUGCAGGUGUAAUGUGUCUCAUUGCUGUUAGCUGGUCGGCAUAUGUCAUCAUCGUGGACUUUUAUAAUCCUCAAGCAUCAGGAACAAAAGGAGAACUGGGAGCUUCAGUCUAUAUAGGAUGGGUGGCUGGUGUGCUGCUAAUAGUCGGUGGUGGAUUACUCAUCAGCACGUACUCCAACCGAUACCCAUGUGCAGAUCUGAGUAAAAGCGAUAAAGCUUUAGUCCAAAUGAAUGAUGAUGUGUUUAGCUGCCUCAUGCACUGUUUCACAACACCAAGGUUACACUACUGGAUCUCCAAGCAACGUUCUGUGGAGAAUAUUCCAAUUGUAUCGGAGUGUGUUGUGGUAGAGUAUGAUUCUGCACAUACGAAAAUAAUGGCAUCUGCUGGGAUUCAAAUUUUGGCUAAGGCCCUGGCAGUCAUUGGCUGGUUGGGCACUAUUAUAAUCUGCGCGCUCCCUAUGUGGAAAGUGACGGCGUUUAUUGGCAAUAACAUCGUGACGGCUCAGAUCUUCUGGGAAGGCCUCUGGAUGAACUGCGUACAACAGAGCACGGGUCAAAUGCAGUGCAAGGUCUACGAUUCCAUGCUCGCGCUUCCUCAGGAUCUCCAGGCUGCGCGCGCUCUUGUGGUCAUCUCCAUCCUCGUGGCUCUUUUGGGAAUGCUGCUGGCCGUCGCAGGAGGCAAGUGCACUAACUGCAUUGAAGACGGAGACGCGAAGGCCAAAGUGUGCGUUGCGGCCGGUGUUUUCUUCCUGGUGGCUGCUGUCCUGUGUCUAAUCCCGGUGUGCUGGUGCGCAAAUGCUGUCAUCAGAGAUUUCUACAAUCCCAUUGUGACCGAGGCACAGAAGCGUGAACUGGGAGCAUCACUGUUCAUCGGAUGGGGAUCUUCCGGUCUUCUGCUCAUUGGAGGAGCGCUUCUUUGUUGCCAGUGCCCCAAGAAUGAUGGUCGUGGUGGUGGUUAUUCCGCCAAAUACUCCGCUCCAAGGUCAGCAGCCAACGGUGGCGCAUAUGGUGCUAGAGCCUUGGUGAUCAUUGCCAUCAUCGCUGGGGUGUUUGGAAUUAUCCUGUGUAUUGUGGGAGGGAAGUGUACCAACUUCGUGGAUGAUGAGGCAUCUAAGGCAAAGGUUGCCAUCGCCAGCGGGAUCAUCUUCAUCAUUGCUGGACUUCUUGUUCUUAUUCCUGUGUGCUGGACCGCGAAUGCCAUAAUCAGAGACUUUUAUAACCCUUUGUUGGUGGACGGCCAGAGGAGGGAGCUUGGGGAAUCGCUCUAUGUUGGCUGGGCAUCUGCUGCUUUGCUUUUUCUAGGUGGAGGUCUUCUGUGCAGCUCAUGUCCUCCGAGUAACGAUGGUUAUCCUAGUGUGAAAUAUUCCCAGGCCAGAUCUGUGAACAGCAGCAAAGCUUAUGUUUAGAAAGGGAACGUUAAC